AUGCGAGCGCCGGUUGGGAUGGGGACAGGAGCCCCCGUGCUCCCGUGGCGGCGGCUGCUGCUGCUGCUGCUUAUGAUGAUGAUGAUGAUGAUGAUGAUGUCCCACUCAGCCCACGCAGCCAUCCUGGAGGUGAACGGAAACCUCAACUGUAGGUGCGUAAAGACAACUUCGGACUACAUCAGUCCAAAGCGAUACGAAAGCAUUGAGAUAAGACCUGUGGGAAGCACCUGCAGACGUACAGAAAUCAUAAUUAAAUUAAAAACCCCAGGGAAAGUGUGCGUGAAUCCUGACGCCCCUUGGGUAAAGAAACUGCUGAAGCGUAUCGCUAGCACGAAGAAAAAAUAAGUUUCCUGCUAAGGAAGUGGACGCUCAGAGCCCCGAGACGGGCUGGCAGAUGACGUGCAGGCGUGCAAACCUGGCCGCUCCUCACUUUGCCCUCGCUUCCCCCCCAAUUUUCCCCAAAGCCCCACGUCCCGGCCCUGGCGUCGGCCGCUGCGGGGAGGGCGGCUCGCUGCUGAGCCCAGCCCCGCGGCAGGUUCGUGGGGGUGUUUUUUUUCCCCGCUGCGUUCGGUGCCUGGAUCAGCGUGAAUAUGAACCCUUCGUUUAUUUA
Messenger RNA from Harpia harpyja (harpy eagle), 610 nucleotides. RefSeq names its product alveolar macrophage chemotactic factor-like. The transcript is spliced from 4 exons. Gene Ontology annotation, molecular function: chemokine activity; CXCR chemokine receptor binding. The record is from RefSeq and is a predicted model, not a curated record. The coding region runs from base 1 to 345 and encodes 114 amino acids. Gene Ontology annotation, biological process: cellular response to lipopolysaccharide; antimicrobial humoral immune response mediated by antimicrobial peptide; chemokine-mediated signaling pathway. Gene Ontology annotation, cellular component: extracellular region. NCBI's taxonomy places the organism in Eukaryota, Metazoa, Chordata, Aves, Accipitriformes, Accipitridae.